GGUCCAAAUCCAUGAUAUCACCUGCAUCGACGAUCCUUGGUCCUGCCUCGGUGCUUUCCCUCCUCCUAGCGCCCCAAUCUUCAUUGCUGUCGAAGCAUCCGUCCUCUCUGCGUCCGUCUCCAUAGCUGCACCACUCAUCUGCAGAUGCUCAUCCUUGAGCUCUCGUAGAUGCUGGAACUUUUCCAAGCAACCGGCCGCCACCAGAGCCUCCCUUCCCCUUCGAUACCGGUUCGCGCUCGCUGUAACCUUCUCCCCGACCUCGCUGAUGAGUGUCCGUGCCUUUGUGGACUGGUUCUGGCCCGUCACGUUUGCAUUGCGGAAGCUGAUCAGGUGCCUCUUCGCGUGCAGACGCGCCCGAACCAGUCAACCCGCCCACACAGCCCCGCGCUGGACCCAACAACGAGGGCAUCUCACUUGGCAUCCACAGCUUGAUGUGCUCUGGCCGAGGACUUGCAGCUGAGCGGUCGCGUCGGGCUUCGGCCUCCUCGAUGAUAGCAGGGGCCGCAGGCAUAUAGAGCCCCUGCAGUUCUCGGAAGCGUGCCAGCUUCGUGAGAACUGUAUGCCGCCACUCUUCGAUUUGGUUGGCACGCUCGCCUGCAACCAGUGCCGUCCCCUUCAGUUCGCGGAUGAUUCUUGCCCUGUGCAACCAGAAUCCCGGCCACUAGAAACGCUGUUGCGCUCUGUCCUUGCAGUGGCAUUCUUCCCUCCUGAGUGAGUCUCUCCUCCUCCUUGCGAACCUCCAAGCGGACUUGCGCCUCCGACACACAAGCUGGA
This is a messenger RNA of Mycena citricolor, 774 nucleotides long. The record is from the annotation of a GenBank genome assembly. Lineage: Eukaryota; Fungi; Basidiomycota; Agaricomycetes; Agaricales; Mycenaceae.